This is a messenger RNA of Rubroshorea leprosula, 2270 nucleotides long. The record is from the annotation of a GenBank genome assembly. Lineage: Eukaryota; Viridiplantae; Streptophyta; Magnoliopsida; Malvales; Dipterocarpaceae.
AAGAGAUGUUAUACUCCCAUUAGUAAAAAUUAUCAAGUCAUCUGCAAAGCACAAAUGCCUGUCUAAGAAUAUGUUCCAUGGUAAAAUUCCUGAAGAAUUGCUGGCUUAUAAGAAUUUAAACAUCAUUGAUAUUAGUGUUAAUAAUCUUGCUGGCUCCAUUCCUGAAGGCAUCGGUAACCUGUCCAUGUUGCAACUCUUGCUUCUGUCAUCCAAUCGUUUGAGUGGGGAAAUCCCCAAAUCGAUUUCAAAUAUCAGCAACCUGCGGCGGUUUGAAGCUAAUCAGAACAAUUUUGUUGGUGAAGUUCCUGUUGGGAUUACAACAUAUAUCGAAAUUUUAGACCUUAGCCAUAAUGACUUAUCAGGGGUGAUUCCAUCCGACCUUUUGUCACAGUCAAGUUUGCAGUACGUGGAUUGGUCUAAUAAUUUGUUACGUGGAACAAUACCUGAAAGAAUAUCUUCCAGCAGCAGCUUGGCAAGGAUGAGAUUGGGAAGCAACUCACUAAGCGGCUCAAUCCCUGCAAAAUUUGCAACACUUCAGUACCUGUUUUACUUGGAGCUGGAAAACAAUAACUUUUCUGGGUCCAUUCCUCCGGAAUUGGUGGAACUGGGCAAUUUAACCAAGCCUCAAGUUAUGAAGCUUCAGCAAAACAAGUUGGGUGGGCAAAUCCCAACUGAGAUUAGACAGUUACAGAGUCUGGGAAUACUCAACAUCAGCUGGAAUAAUCUUACUGGUCCAAUUCCAUCUUCAAUUUCAAAUUUGAAGAAACUCACGAACGUGAACUUACAGAGCAACAAUCUUGUUGGUUCAAUGCCCGUCACUCUUGGAGACUUGAAUCUUCUGUUAGAACUCAAUCUUGGAGGAAAUAAACUAAGUGGGAGUAUUCCUAGAAUGCCACCAAAUUUGCAGAUUGCUUUGAAUCUCAGCAGCAACCUCUUUCAAGGACCUAUUCCGGACACUCCUUCUCAACUGACGAGCUUGGAAGUUCUGGAUCUCUCGAACAACAGAUUCUCGGGCGAGGUUCCUGAUUCCCUGCUUGGAUUGGUGUCACUAACGCAGCUCAUACUUUCCAAUAAUCAGCUCUCUGGGGUUCUUCCUCAGUUCAGCAAGCAUGUUGUGGUCAACGUAAGUGGAAAUCCACAUCUAAUAAUAAUUAAUGAAGCGCCAUCACCAAAAACUUCUCCGGAAUCGGAGAAGAUGAAAGCAUCGGUGACGUUGUGGACUGUUGUUGGAGUUGAGGCCUUCAUCUGCUGCUUCAUCUUCUUGUGCCUGUUUUUCCAUUUUCUCUUCCGAGAUAAAUCAAGGGGAACCAGAGAAGAAGCCAUAUCAUAACCUUUUUCACUUUUUCCUUAAGUUGGGAGCAACGGAUUCCAUGGCCCUUAUGCAUUUGCACCAGCUAUUCUUGUCACUCCUCUGGGGGCACUUAAUAUCAUUAUCAGGCAAGCAAAUGGCACUAAUGACCAUUGUCUCUUGAUUUUUUUUCCAUUCAUGUUUGAAUACUUAUUUCUUAAUUUUCUUGCAGUGCUGCUCUAGCACAUAUUAUACUGUGUGAGAAAUUAAAUAUUUUUGGGAUUCUUGGUUGUGUGCUAUGUGUUGUGGGUUCAAUGACCAUUUUUCUGCUUGCUUCUCAGGAAUGUGAAAUCAACUCUGUCAAAGAAGUAUUGGAUCUUGCCACAAAGCCAGGUAUACUUUCCAUGAGAAAUAGCUUAUAGCCAUAGCAUAUAGUUGAUGUUGAAGAGGAAGUUCUUCCCCCCCCUCACAUUCCUUUUCUUUGAUUUCUUCAUUUUUCACUUAACCAUUAUAGUUGAUGUCGAAGAGAAGUUUUUCUCUUGUAGCUUUUCUUUUGUAUGCAGCUACUGUAAUUGUGGCAGUAUUUAUACUUGUAUUCCAAUUUGUACCUCAAUAUGGUCAGACAAAUGCGAUGGUCUAUACUAGCAUUUGCUCACUCAUGGGCUCACCAUCAGCUUUUGAUACCUUCAACACGGCUGUUGUAUCUCCCAUAUGCCAUGCAAUCUUUAUGACAUUAACAAUUUUGGCCAGUGCAAUCAUGUUUAAGGUACGUUUAUUUCUUUUUCCUUGGAUGGAUGAUAUCCAAUUAAUCAGUUUCUAGUUGACCAUGCAGCUUGGUAGUAUGGUUCUUAUGCAAUUAUUCUAGAUUCAGGAUUGGGAUCGACAAAAACCAACCCAGAUUUUCACAGAAAUAUGUGGGUUCGUUACCAUCCUUUCAGGGAUUUUUCUUCUUCACAAGACAAAAGAAAUGGUUGAAGGUAUU